AUGUACUCCAACUCCUCUGCAUGUCGCUUUGAUCGUCGAGGCAACUACUAUCACUGCUCGAGACACGGGCUUCCCCCACCUGAAAAGCGUCGUGUAGAACAGCAGCGUGUAGCGCAGAGUCAGGAACAGGAAGCGGGCAACAGCAGCCUGCAUGCAAACUUGGACAUUGAUUCACGUCACGGGCAGCAUGACUCGGUGAUGAGUGAGCAAGCAUUUGCUGACCACCAAAGGCAUGAGGACGAACCUGAUUGCGUUUUGGAACAAGAAGAAUCUCAGAAAGUGGUCUGCUAUGCGUACAUGUGGCAGCAGGAGCUGGAUGAUGGCUCCUUUGAGGUCUCGAUUUUGACAGAGGAGCCCAAUACCGGACGGGGCGUUGUCAUUGGCCACGCCUUUAUCAAUGGCCUAUCAGCUUCAGCAGUCGCACGAUUUGUUGAGGUGCUCUGGCGCUUUAACCCUGAAGUGCCGUUGCCGGCCUUUGUGCUUACGGACAUGGACAGGAAGCUAAUCAAUGGUUGCACCGACGCCUUUGAUUUGCUCAGUAAGGAGCGCGGCAGCAAAGAAAUUGCGUGCUUUUAUUGCCAGUUUCACGUCUUUCAAGCCUGGCAUCGCCGACUGGGUCCCAAGGCACCCGAGGGCUUGUUUGCCGCACUCAAGGACAUGACCCUCGCCAACACCGAGGCUGAAUUUAAGAGUCUUUAUAACUACGCCAGUGAGAAGUACGGAGGAGUCACCACCACCUUCAAGUCAAAAUCGUGUCCCGUAGAGUAUUUCUGGUCGUACUUUAAUACCAACUAUCACAGCGAGCAAGGCGUUACGGCUCCAACCACAGCCAUUGUCUUCAAGGCUGUACCAGAGCUCGGCCCGGUUCCGCUCAUUGUCCACAGUGGGCUCGUCGAAGUCGAAGUCGAUGAGUGGUAUCAGCCUUGCGUCAAGCUAAACAUCGACAUAAUGCCACAGUCAGUUCAAAGUGUUGUGUGGCCCCUUCGGCUCGAGCACACACGGUGCAUCUACGCACGCAAAACAUCAAGGAUGAAUCGGAGAUAUGCCACGCUCGCCCCACUUGGCGAAGUCAGUGAGAGUGAAACACACAAUACAGCGGGCGAACACAGUGAGAGUGAACAAGAUGUCCUUCUCAGCGAUCCCGCUCCGCCCAUCGCUGCCAACGUGCUGGAUGCCCAGCGCAAGGUCCUGCUAAAGACAUCUGGCCACAGGCAACUCCUCGCCUGCCCAUUUGGGCUUUGCAAAUGCAAGGGGCCCCGCCUUGACCGCAAAGCCUGGGUCAAUCAUGUUCUACGCGAGCACCCCUACGACGAGCAAGCCACUGAUCUGGUCAAGCAGGUGAUGGAGGCCAAAUUGGUCGCCCAGUGCAACAAGUGUCACCUCUUCUUCGAAGCUGCUGGUAUCAGUCAACACCGCUCCCGAUGUGGUGCCAAUCUGAAGCGAGCGAGCGAGGCGUUGUUUCAUGCGGCUGGACACGACCUGCUUGAGAUUAUGCGUGGCGCUUGGCCCCAACAGUGUGUAGGGUCUCGCGUCAGCGUCUGCGAGCUGCUUAAGCUCGCCCGGCAUCCACUGAUGCAGCGCAGCCGCUACUGUUAG
Molecule: messenger RNA, 1596 nt
Organism: Monosiga brevicollis MX1
Lineage: Eukaryota; Choanoflagellata; Craspedida; Salpingoecidae
Exons: 4
Coding region: 1-1596 (531 amino acids)
Biological process (GO): translation
Cellular component (GO): ribosome; mitochondrial small ribosomal subunit
Molecular function (GO): structural constituent of ribosome; RNA binding
Source: RefSeq, a predicted model, not a curated record